CUCGUCGACUCCGGCACCGUCGGUGGUGCCGAACCGCGCUCCCGCAGCGCCGAAUGUCGACCGCCCCGGCCACGCGCUCUCCGCCCGGUCGAAGGCGUGAGCAGCAGCAGCAGCAGCACCCCGGAACCACCACGACCGUCGCCGCCGCCGCCAACGCCCGUAGCUGACUUCGGCGGCAGGGCGGAGGAGAGCUGCUCCGAUGCGAUCGGUGUGAAAGUUCGCAACAGGAAACGCGUCGGGCCGAGGAUGUAGCGAGACGCAGAGGCCGGUCAGCCAGCACAGAAGCCGCGACGAACGAGUGCAGAGGGAGAAGAGCGAGGAGGGUCCAGCCAUGCUGACCGCGGCCAGCCUGGAGUCCCUGCUCCUGCAGAUGCUGGACCGGCUGGACUCGCCGUCCCCGGCCGGCGGACGCCACCGCGCACGCCAGCGCGGCGGCCGCUGCUCGCUGCGCGCCGAGAUCCGGACGCUGGACCUGUGGCGCGCCGUGGUGGGCGAGUGCCUGGCCACGUUCUUCUACGUGUUCCUCGUGUGCGGCGCGCACGUGUCGUGGCCAGGAUACGCCGAGCCCUCGGUGCUGGCCAUCUCGCUCGCGACCGGAGCCGCCGCGGCGGCGGUGGUGCAGUGCUACGCGCGCGUCUCCGGCGCCCACAUGAACCCGGCCGUCACGCUCGCGGCGUUCGCGACGCGCAAAGUGAGCCCGCUGCGCGCCCUGCUCUACGUGACGGCCCAGUGCGGCGGGGGCAUCGCCGGAGCGGCGCUCCUCUACGGCGUCACACUUCCGGGCCACCGGAGUUCCCUGGGAAGCAGCCGUCCCCACGAGGCACUGGGAGCCUGGCAGGCGUUCGGCGUCGAGUUCGUGCUCAGCUUCCUCCUCGCGUCCACGGUGUUCGCUACGCGGGACCCUCACCGAUGCCACCUGUCCACGGGAGGCGCGGACGCCCUGGUCGUCGGGUUCGCCUACCUCACCUGCACCCUGGCCGGGCUACCGGCUUCAGGAGCUUCACUGAACCCAGCGCGUUCUCUCGGUCCUGCCUUUGUCAUGAACAAGUGGAAAAAUCACUGGGUGUACUGGUUCGGGCCCGUGGCCGGAGGCCUGUUGGCCGGCCUCAUCUACGAGUACAUCUUCGACACCAAGAGAUCAAGCCGGGAAGUGGGGAGGCGAAGCGUCGAGGACGCCGACAAAGAGUACCGGCUGGAGGACGACUACGAGGACCCAUCCAGUGCAAAGAACGCAAAGUACGCGACCGUCUCGCAGAGUCUAAACGGAGGUGUGGCCUCAGGGAGCACAGCGCGGCACGCUCGCGCUGCGAAGGCCGUCCGCCAGCAACAACAGCAGCAGCAGCAGUCGCAGCAGCAGCAGCAGCAGCAGCAGUACGAGGCCGGCUGCUUCGGCCGGCCCGCUGCGAACACCUACUCGCCCACGCCGUCUCUGGCCUUCCCAUCAUGCACCGAGGCGGCCUACGCGAGCACUCUUGCAGCCGCAAACUGCACUGCGCAAAUCUACGACCUGGAGAUGCCUUCCGGUCACUUUCGGCGCGCCUGGAGUACGGACAAGGACCUCGACCUUCAGGACUCCAAGUUGUAUAUAUAAUGUACAGUGCCAGCGCGAUGUGUUGGAGCGGAUAAGGUGCCGGUUGCUCCAAAGAAAACUCCGACGAAGAUGUAGGAAGUGCACGAUCCGCGAACUUUCUCAUGUACAACGAACCAUGUUAUUUCAUGGGGUGUGGCGUGAAGACCUCACCGGGAUAUUUAGCCGCCUCGAAGGCCUUCGUUAGUCAAAUAAAUCGUUCUUCACUGAGGACACUACGUGGCUCCAAUACAAAGUUUAGAGGUUCUUGUUUUGGUGUGCUCUCCAGCCGAAGCGAGCAUCGUCCCGCAGUAUCCAGUGAACGCACGCGAUCAACGCAAAGCCCAAGCUUCUCACUGCUGUCGUCUGCAAGACGACCAAAAAGGCUUACGCCCCCGUCGUAUCGUUUCCGAUUCCUCGGCCCCUCGACGAAUAGUGCGUGGUUUGCGACAACGUGCACAGAUAGAAAACUAGUGAGUGCAGUGCACAAUGUGCCGGGAAAGUGACUCGACGCCUCGCCUUUGACAUCAAUGUGCUGUGUACAGUGUAUCACCGACGUAUUAUAUCAAGAACACGAUGUCGCGUCACCACGCCCGCAGAUGGAGGCGAAGAUAUGAGUUGCUCACGUGACUUGCGACGCUAACGCUCCGUUUGCGAACUUCUUGUGGGCUGUCAGUCAGACUACGAGUGCGACGUCUGCUCCGAACAAGCGUGGUCUCUAUACUCGGUGACAGUCUAAAAAUUUGGUAUUCAAGCUUCGCCCACAAAACCGCAGCGCAGCCGACCUGUGUGCCUACGCGCUUCACAGCAUAGUUGAUUGAAGGAUGGAUUUUAUUGGUGCAUAGGCAACAUCCGCAAAUUCCAAAGAGCACCCGGGUCACGAUGUCAAAGCGUAGUUAUCGACAGAGAUGCCAACGCCGAAAGAAGUUCACCUCUCCGCUGUGACGUAACUGAAAUGAGCGGACGUAAUUGGCUGGCGCAUCUGCACAAUUUCUCUAAGCUGGACAGCGGCGUAUCCGCCACUGCAUUCUUAGGCUGUCGCCGAAUAUAGAUCUACCACAUUAUGCAAGCGUGCAUGACACAUGCGCAUAUUGUGCGACUGGAAUCCUGUAACAUAAGAAGCGCAAAACCCCGCCGAGACAUGUGCAUACGUUUUCUUUAUAUUCCUUUUUGACAACUUCAAGAUUUAGGUUUCGUUUGGAACCUAAUUCGAAUUCAGAGGGCAAAUUCAGGACCGUCACUGAUACGCAUAUCCAUUUACGUCCGUUUACGUUAAUUACAAUUCAGAUGUGCAUGAAAAGAAGCAGGUGCGGCUGCUUUUUACUUUACAGAGCUAAGCUGGACAGCGGCGUAUCCGCCACUACAUUCUUAGGCUGUCGCCGAAUAUAGAUCUACCACAUUAUGCAAGCGUGCAUGACACAUGCGCAUAUUGUGCGACUGGAAUCCUGUAACAUAAGAAGCGCAAAACCCCGCCGGGACAUGUGCAUACGUUUUCUUUAUGUUUCUUUUUGACAAAUUCAAGAUUUAGGUUUCGUUUGGAACCUAAUUCGAAUUCAGAGUGCAAAUUCAGGACCGUCACUGAUACGCAUAUCCAUUUACGUCCGUUUUCGUUAAUGACAAUUCAGAUGUGCUUGAAAAGAAGCAGGUGCGGCUGCUUUUUACUUUACAGAGUUCUCUAGCGAGCGUUCCUCGAUUCACGCCCAUCAGGAUUCGAAUUUCUCGCUUUCGUGACACGUACUAUGCCAUUCCACGCCGAACGUGAAGUGUAGCUGCGGCCCCUUCAGAUGCGCUACCCCGUGGACGUUAGCUCAACCCUCGCCAUGCCCAACCGCAACCCAGACUACGCACGAAACUUUUUUUUGUGUGUGAGACUGCGUGAUAUGCAGUGAAAAGAACCGCGGCACUGUACUCAUCACCGGGAACCUCAGUUCAGUGCAAUACAGAGACUUUCCCUACGGACUCACCUGUGCUUUAGGCGUUCAUAACCACCUGCAGCGUUCAACCUUGGUGUUCAACGAUUUCAUCAUGCAGCCGCGCUUUUUCUUUGCGGUGUAAUCUUAUUGAGGAAACCCAAUAUCUUUACCCUUUUGAAUGCUAUUCUUUUCAUCUUCUUUCAUUUUCAUUUGUUAGUUUUUUUAUAUAUUUAGUUAACUUUUUUUUUUUAGACAAGACGUACCUCGCCCAAGUUGUUUGGUAACUUACUGCUACAUGUCUCCACAACAGUUGGUGACAUCUUUCAGCCUAACGAUGGAUGGAUGGAGAGGUGUGUGGGGAAUC
Molecule: messenger RNA, 3844 nt
Organism: Dermacentor albipictus
Lineage: Eukaryota; Metazoa; Arthropoda; Arachnida; Ixodida; Ixodidae
Product: lens fiber major intrinsic protein-like
Biological process (GO): transmembrane transport
Cellular component (GO): plasma membrane
Molecular function (GO): channel activity
Source: RefSeq, a predicted model, not a curated record